AUGGGGGAGGGUGAAGAGUGCGAAGCCGCUAACUACGUCCUCUGUCACUUUAAACUAAGCCCUGAGGCCGUCACCUCCUCUACAAACCUGUUGGUGCACUGGGUUGAUAUCAUCGAAACCGAUACCAAUGACAGCGACCUGCGUUCGGAACUCAUCACACUGUCUCGUUCGCCGCCUCUGUCAGUGUCCUACCGCCUAAGCACUGACGGAGAUGCAGCUUCCACCGCAGCCGCACUGUCCCCGUCUGCCUCGCCCCCA
Dibothriocephalus latus is the source of this 258-nucleotide messenger RNA. NCBI's taxonomy places the organism in Eukaryota, Metazoa, Platyhelminthes, Cestoda, Diphyllobothriidea, Diphyllobothriidae. The record is from the annotation of a GenBank genome assembly.